GUACUGUAUAUUAUAAGGAUGGACACUAACCGCGAGUGUUCGAUUAUUUAAACGCGCCGUCGACGGUAACUUUAUACAGUUUGUGAUCACUGCUCAAUAAUUAUGGACGCUAUAAAAGUAUUUUGCUUCGUUUUUGUUCUUGUUGGUGUUUUAGCAGGCGUAUCCGAGGCAAUCAAAUGCUACAAUUGUACCUCAUUAACGGCGGGAAACUGCAAGGAUGACUUUAAGAAGGAAGGCAUCACGAUUAAAGACAACUGCAGCGCAUGCAUGAAAACCAAAGGAAAAUAUGAAGGGAACCAGGUUGUUAUGAGGACAUGCUCUCCAAUCAAAGUCGGGAAGAACGAAUGCAAGGAAAUAACGCAACUAGGCGCCAAGAUGAACGUCUGCACGUGUGUCAAUGACCUUUGUAAUGGAACACCGCGCGUGACCGUCACGGUCUUCACCCUGGUAACAGCCGUGCUAGCCGCUUUCAAGAUGGUGUAAGGAGUAUAUGACGAGAUAUGAUGCGAUCACACAUUUCAAUCACAAACAUUCACUCGUUCAUAGUGACAUUGAUUUAAAAACAAUUUUCCUUUUAAUCUUUGUGUACCAACAGUAUAAUGUCUUGUUAAGUAUAAACAACAAAUUAGUAACUGCGCAUAAUUAAAAUUCAAUACAUAUCACUACACUUGAUUAUCAUAGUUUCAAGUUUCAAGUUUACAAAUGAUAACUUCAUUAAUGUUAUAUAGUUGCACUAUAGAGCUUAUAUAUUAUAUGCCAUAUAUUUUUUGAGAUAAAACCACACUAGAUAUUUUGUAUUAGUUAUCAUUUAUAUAUGGUUUUAAUUGCUCGUCUGAACGAUAAAGCGUGUCUUAUGUUGUCUGUAAGCGCCUAACUACCAAGACAAGUUUUAUCACUUGUUAAAUGAAGAGGAAAACCUUGUUUUCCUCAAACGAUCAUUUAAGUUCAUCUUCGACUGUGUUAAAGUUCCCUUUAGGGAAGGUAAUACGUAGGGCACGCAGGACAUGUUGCUGACGUUUAUAGAAAUAUAUAUACAUGUGUCAAUGCAUGUAGCUGACCGACACGCUGUGAUACCUGUUUUUUUUUCCAUUUAUUGUGAUAUCUGAUGUUAAAGCUGCACUCUAACAGAUAAACAUUAUGACAACUUUUUCAUUUUUUGUCUUUGAACGAACAAGUUUUUGCGUAAAUAUCUGCAAACCAAUGAUAAAAGACUUCUGACAAAAGAUCAGAUCGCAGCUUUUCAUAUUUUCGUCCCAAAAACGAUGUUUUAUGGAUUUUUAAUAAACCGUUAGUAAAGGUUUAAGCCAUAAAACAUCAAAUUUGGAACGGAAAUAUGAAAAUCUGCGAUCUGAUCUUUUGUCAGCAGUCUUUCAUCACUGGUAAGCAGAUAUUUAUACAAAACAAUCUAAUUCCAAGAGAAAGAAUUAAAAAAGUUGUAAAACAGUAAAUCUGAGAGUGCAGCUUUAAGUAACAGCAAAACUUGUAUGGCAUUUUGAUAUUUUCCUCCAUAAUCAAGUGUGUGCAGAAAGGACAACCUCUAAUUAGUGGAUUUUUCUUUAUUUUAUAUCAUUUCUUUAAAGGAAAACAAUCAAAACAAAACGUAUUGCUUUAGCUCAUGUACAAACAGGAAAGUUAUUAACAACUUCUAAACUUGACAGACAUGUACAUUACGCUGCUUAAUAAAGACAAUGUAGUUACUUUCAAUCCAUUCUUUUUCAAUAGGUUAUCAGUUAUUUUAGUAGAAGCCUUAAAUAUAUUUUAGCAUUAAGUUAUUCUUCAUUCACUUAUGUUGCCCUCCACAUUCAAAUGAUAGAACAUUUUUGUUGAAAAUUGUUAGGCUCACCUUUGUUGUCAUUUUCAAUUAAAAAAAAUCAAUGCAUUUUUCUGUUACUUUUUUAUAUAUUUAUUUUCUAAUUACAGACUUAUUGUACAAUUAUACUUACUAUACACAAUACACUUAUGUGAUGGAAAUAUAUUAAAGAUAUUGAAAUGUGAUUUAAAAAAUAUAUUAGUUACUAGAUUUUUGAAAAUGGAAGUAAACCCCUUAAAUCUUUUGGUUUGAAAAAAUGAAGUUUUAAUAAAAGUUUAGUAAUGUU
Mya arenaria is the source of this 2096-nucleotide messenger RNA. RefSeq lists its product as uncharacterized. The coding region runs from base 103 to 483 and encodes 126 amino acids. Lineage: Eukaryota; Metazoa; Mollusca; Bivalvia; Myida; Myidae. The transcript has 3 exons. Gene Ontology annotation, biological process: sleep; regulation of synaptic transmission, cholinergic; positive regulation of voltage-gated potassium channel activity. The record is from RefSeq and is a predicted model, not a curated record.